AGUCACAUGCUGGUAGAUGUUUGGGGCGUUCUAACCUCUCUGAUCUGGUCCUCUCCCGCCUUUUUCAGAGUCAAUUGUUAAUAACAAAACAGAGGAAUUUAACUGCCAAUAUGGAAGACGACAAACGAGUGAAGAAAUCCAAAAAAUCCAGUAAACGAUUGUUACACGAUGAGGACGAUAAAGUCGUGAAAGAGAGGAAGAAGAAGCCAAAACGAGAGUCAUCAUCAAGUGAGAGUGAUCUGGAUAAGAACUCUUUCAAUGACUCUAAACGGAGAUUACCUAACUGGUUGGAGAUGUCUGAUUCUGAGGAUCAAUUUCAGAAGCCCAAGGAGAAAGUGAAGGAUAAGAAGAGGAAGAUUCAGGCUGAAGCACCAGAAGCACAGGCAGAAACCCCCAAAGACGUCAGUGUGAAGAAAAAUGGAUCACAGGAUCAUGAAAAGGAGCCCCAGGUGGAGUCCAAAGACUCUCCCAAGAAGAAAAAGAAGAAGAGACAGGAGGUCGAACAUUCCCCUUGUGAGACUUUUAGGAAAAAUCGUCCCUGCCCCAAAAAAUUCAAAAAAGAACGGACGGAGGAGUCUCCUGUGAAUUCCCAAGAGAAUGGUGAUGUGACGGAUGCUGAAGCUCCUUUAGAAAUUGAAGAGACAGUGUCCAAGGAGACUCUCAGGGAUGUUCAGCAGAGUCCAGGCAAGACGAGCCCCAAAAAGUCUUCAAAAUCUCAUAAAAACCUUUUCACAGAGCACGAGGAAGUUGUCAGUGAUCCAGAGAGACAUGCUGAUCCUCCUCAGGAUGUAUUCGAAGAGGAAACUAAAGAGCCUGUGAAGCAGCCAAGCCCCAAGAAAUCCCCAACUAAGUCUGUCGAACCCAAACUGAUCCCUGAAGCUGCUCUUCAAACCAAACAAACUGCUAAACAAAAGAGUCAAGAAUCUGUUGAACCUCCCAAAGAAACAAAGCGACCAGUCAAGAGAAUCACCAAAGUUCCACUUGCAGAACAGUUGACACUGGGCGAGGAAUACAAGAUGAAAAAGAUGGAUGAGAAAUCGUGUAAGAACUGUAAUGAGCCUGUGAAGAUCAAAACAAAGACCAAAGUGAGAGAUGUGGGGACACAAACGAAUGAUUCAGCUCUGAUGAAUGGAAUUAAAACGAGAGGUCGUCCGAGAGCUCCUCCCAAGGUGAAAGCAGAGGAUCCUGUCUCUGUAAAGGACAGAAUAAUUACCCCAAGACAGCCAACUGACGAGGACGAGGUGCACGAUGUCAAAAAUAAACCCAAACCCCUCAGUCAGGAACAGAUCAGUCGAUUGAGGAGCUUGAUUGUUAACUUGAAACAUCCAGUGCCACCGCAACACGACGUUGAGAUGACUGCUGGAUGUCGAGCACUCACGUCAGAGGAGAAGCAGAAUUUCCAGACAUUUGAGAAACUGAGGACUGGGGUCUGGCAGGUUGAGGAGGACAAGAUCAUUCUGAAGAACUGGAGGAAUUUUUGUAAGAGGCACGACUGGAAUCCUGAACUGACACUUCCAUUCACUGCCUGGAGGCACAAGGGGGCAUACUAUAUUCCCAAGAUGGAAGAGAGGAAAAAGUUCCUUCAGUUUUUGGCUCAUGGACUGCCUAGUAGAUCACUGUAUCAUGUAUACGCGAGAUUCAAGAAUUUGUUUAGUACACAUAAAACGGACAGAUACACACCUCUCGAAGAUAAAAUUCUAAUGGAUAAAAUUGAGAACAACCCCGAUUUGGACAAAAACAUGUACCUCGCGGAGCUUGCAGCGACACUAAACCGAACUCGACAAUCAAUCUGGAGGCGCUACAGGAUACUAAAAAAGAAGGCCGAAGAGACCGAAGACGAUUAGUCUGAUUACCUCUGCAAUAGAUUACCGAAAUCUAUUUAAAUAAUAAAAGGAUAUUUUUUAUGAAUAAAUGAUUGCAAAGUAUGAAAAAUAA
Molecule: messenger RNA, 1935 nt
Organism: Diachasma alloeum
Lineage: Eukaryota; Metazoa; Arthropoda; Insecta; Hymenoptera; Braconidae
Exons: 2
Coding region: 111-1844 (577 amino acids)
Source: RefSeq, a predicted model, not a curated record